AUGAAGCCUUCUCGUUUGCCCGAAGAUCUGAUUCUUGAGUGUCUUGUUCGACUUCCCCGAAAGUCCAGGUACACGGCAUCUCUUGUAUGCCGUAAAUGGCUUCAGCUUAUUAAAAGCCGUCAAUUUUACCUGCUCAGGAAACAACUUGGACUUAUCAAACACUUGGCUUGCUUGCUACUGGCCCCUCCUGAGAUGAGAUCAGACCAACCACUCCCAAUUGUUAGCUCGCAAAGGAAACUCGUCCUUUUGAAUAGUUGUGAUCCGCUCGUUAGUUCACUUUCGAAUUCAUUAUUUGUGUUUGACUUUUCAACUGGACUCUGGCGGCAAGGAAAGAGCUUGCCAACACGGAAGUAUUAUUUCGCGAUGGCUGCUUCCGACGACUGCCGGGUAUUCGUCGCCGGUGGCUUUAGUUUGUCAAAUUCUUUCCCCGGUGACUGA
This is a messenger RNA of Impatiens glandulifera, 438 nucleotides long. RefSeq names its product F-box/kelch-repeat protein At1g80440-like. NCBI's taxonomy places the organism in Eukaryota, Viridiplantae, Streptophyta, Magnoliopsida, Ericales, Balsaminaceae. The record is from RefSeq and is a predicted model, not a curated record. Bases 1 to 438 code for a protein of 145 amino acids. Gene Ontology annotation, molecular function: protein binding. Gene Ontology annotation, biological process: regulation of phenylpropanoid metabolic process; negative regulation of cytokinin-activated signaling pathway. The transcript is spliced from 2 exons.